This is a messenger RNA of Acanthocheilonema viteae, 2271 nucleotides long. NCBI's taxonomy places the organism in Eukaryota, Metazoa, Nematoda, Chromadorea, Rhabditida, Onchocercidae. The record is from the annotation of a GenBank genome assembly.
AUGUGGCUUGUGUGGGUAUCAGCGAUUCACCUGAAUUUCAUUAGAAUUACUGUACAAUUCAACUUGCAAGCAUGGCAUCAUCGAUCACCUUAUCAGCAACAAAGAAUAACGGAGGAUCCCAUUUUCUUCCCUUAUUAUCACCUAUCACAUCCAACAAUGUCAAUGCCAAUACAUGGAUUUAAUCGAAACUUAUAUCCAAUAUCAUUUCCAAUCUCCGCUCAACCAUCGCUCUCUUUGGCAGCUUUAACAAUUCCGACAUCAACUCUUCAGAAUCUUCCAUUCCAAUCGGCGUGGAUGAUGACGACCACUUCUCCCUUACUUCAAAAGCAGCCGAAAGAUUAUGAUGGUUACGUUGCGGAAAUGGAAAAAAGUGACGAUUACAUUUCAACAACAACGAAAAACGAUUAUAAAAUCUCAGUUCGCGUAAAGCCUAACCUGCCAGAUUUUUUACGCGGAACAACGGAUGAUGUACAGAAGAACUUCUAUCAAAUUAUAUCAAAUCCAGAAGAAAGUUUUCAACAGAAGCAAAAUAAACUGGAUCAAUUAAUCUUUACUUUGAGCAGUAAAAAUCAGGAACUGUACGAUCAGUACCGAAGGAUGAAAGACAUUGAAGAGAGAGAAAAACGUGAACGAGUUCACGCUAUUGUCGCAAAUAUGUCUAAUAAAGCGCAAGCUGUUUUUGCGAAGUUAUCAGCGGUAAUGAUGAAUCCAACGAUGAAGGAUAUUGAUCGGAUGAAUAAAAUCAAUGAUUUCUACAAAAAUGUGGACGAAGAUGUUAAAAAUGAAUUUAAAGAUAAAAUAAAUGGCAUGAAUUUGCAACUCGAAUAUGUGGUUUUGCGACACAAAUAUCCACCAGGACCAUUUCCAUUACCUUUCGUUGGGAAUUUCUUACAGAUUGACCUAGCUUAUCCACAUCGUUCAAUGAUUAAGUGGAAAAAGAAAUUUGGUCCAAUGUUUACCAUAUGGCUACCUGGACCAAUUGUCGUACUCGCAGAUUAUAAACUUCUUCGUGAAACACUCAUUAACCAAGGAAAUAUUUUUGCUGGUCGACCGAUGUCAUUCGUUUAUGGAAUCUUCAGUAGACAUCAUCCAGAUGGUGAUGGGAUUAUCUUAUCACAGAACGAGAAAUGGAACCAUCAAAGACGUUUUGCUUUAAGAGUUUUCCGUGAUUUUGGAAUGGGUAAGAAUAUGAUGGAACAAAAAAUUCGAUAUUAUACGGAUACUCUCAUUCAGUACCUGAAGAAGCAAAUAGCCGCUACCAAAUUGAAAACUGCGGUAACUGAUCUUCAUUUGCCAAUUACAUUCUGCGUGGGUAAUAUUAUUCAUGAUCUAAUUCUCGGUAAAAAUUACGAAUACGGUGAUCAGGAAUUUUUACGGUUUAAAAAACUAAUCGAUUCUACUCUCAAAGAUUUCGUCAGUAUUCCAAUGUUACUUGUGGAUCGUUAUCCAAUUGUUCGAUUUCUACUGCCGACAUACUAUCGCUAUUGCAAAAAUGGCUUUGCAUUACAGCAAUUUUUUUUGAAGCAUAUUAACGAACAUGAAAAAGCGAUUAUUACUUCAGCAAACAAAGAUGAUGAACCAAGUGAUUUCAUUGAUGCUUACUUGAAAAAUAUGAUUAAGUACACUGAGGAAAAACGGUAUAAUAAAAUAACCUUGGCUCUGAAUUCUGGUGAUCUGUGGACAGGUGGAAUGGAAACAACGGUAACAACAUUACGCUGGGCGAUCAUUUACCUCAUUCAUAAUCCGGAUGUUCAGAAACUUGUACAUGAUGAGAUCGAUAAAAAUCUGGGAACGAGAACUGUACAUUGGGCAGAUCGUACCAUCAUGCACUAUACAUUGGCUGUCAUUUAUGAGGUGCAACGUAUCAUUAAUAUAUUACCAUGGCAUAUACCGCAUGCUACUACUUCCAAUACUAUCUUAUGUGGCUAUAAAAUUGAGAAGGGAACGAUUAUAAUGCCACAAAUUGGUGCUAUCAAUUUCGAUGAAAAUCUUUAUCCAAAUCCAGAAAUUUUUCAACCAACUCGUUUUCUUAGCAGUGACGGUACUCUUUGCAACUUUGAGCAUUUGAUCCCGUUUGGUAUUGGUAAGCGAUCAUGUCUGGGCGAAGCACUUGCUCGAACGGAACUUUUCAUCAUCCUCACAACUUUAUUGCAGAAUUUCGAAUUCUCUCCUGCUAAUGGAAAAUUGCCAAGUUUGAAACGAUAUCCUGGAAUGGUAUCAGUACCACAAGAAUAUGUAUGUGAGAUACGCAUUCGUAAAGAAGUCGAUUAA